Molecule: messenger RNA, 3113 nt
Organism: Photinus pyralis (common eastern firefly)
Lineage: Eukaryota; Metazoa; Arthropoda; Insecta; Coleoptera; Lampyridae
Gene: Graf
Product: rho GTPase-activating protein 26
Exons: 15
Coding region: 106-2727 (873 amino acids)
Biological process (GO): signal transduction
Cellular component (GO): cytoplasm
Molecular function (GO): GTPase activator activity; protein binding
Source: RefSeq, a predicted model, not a curated record
GUUUUCUUUCGUCAGUUAAGAAAAUACCGUACGGUUGUUCUGUGCAGUACGAAAAGUUUGUGUUUCGCGUUUUCGAAUGUAACACUUAUUUUAAACAAUUCAGAAAUGGGUGUCGGACUUCCUCCGCUAGAGUUUACAGAGUGUAUGAGUGACAGUCCAUACUUUAGGGAGAAUUUACACCAGCACGAGAAAGAGUUAGAUAACACAAGUCAACAGAUUAAAAGACUCAUUAAAGAAGUUAAAGAUCUGCUUACAGCUGCCAGACAAUUGAGUCAAGCGCAGCGAUCGUUUUCCAAAAAUUUGCAAGGGUUCACGUUCGAGUGCAUUGGAGGUAUACAGACAGAUGACGAGCAAGUUAUAUCCAGAUCUCUCAACGAGUUUGGCAAAUUGAUUAGUUCUAUUGAAGAUGAACGGGACAGAAUGCUGGAUGCUGCCUUCGCUCAAGUGGUUCAACCACUCGAACACUUUCGCAAGAAGCAAAUUGGCGACGUUAAAACGGGGAAAAAGAAGUUCGAUAAGCAGACGACGAAAUUUUGUCAAAGUCAGGAACGCUACCUAAACUUGGCCGCUAAGAAACAAGAGACUGUCUUGCAAGAGGCCGAUGCUUCAUUAGGUAUGGCAGAGCGCCAUUUCUACUUGGCCAGCAUGGAGUACGUAUGCCUAAUCCAAGAGGUCCAUGAACGAAAGAAGUUUGAGUUUGUCGAAAUCCUCCUUAGCUUUAUGUUUGGUUGGCUUACAUUUUACCAUCAGGGUCACGAGGUGGCGAAAGAUUUUCGUCCAUACAUGGAGGAUUUGCAGUACAAAAUACAGAAGACUAGAAGCAACUUUGAGGAGAACAGUAAAAAGUUACGAAACAGAAUGCACGAAAUGCAGAAGCAGACGCUCGAUGAGCCAAUUCGUAAUCUAAAGGGGCACAAGGAAGGUUACUUAUAUUUGUUGGAAAAGAAGGCGUUUGGUACAACAUGGACUAAGCAUUACUGCACCUAUAACAAAGAAACAAAAGAAUUCACAAUGUUGCCAUUUAAUCAGCUAACAACUAAAAAUCUUCAAGCUCCAGAAAUCAUGGUGCUGUCAUCAUGUGUUAGGCGAAUGUCAGACUCGAUUGAAAAGCGAUUUUGCUUUGAUUUGCAAGUGGAUUCGAGACCGGGAGUCACAUACACAUUUCAAGCACUUUCAGAGGUGGAUCGAAAGUCUUGGUUGGAUGUAAUGGACGGAAAGGAGCCGACAUAUACUGCAUCUAACAACAUUAAACCACAGAACUCUGAAGAACGAAUCCUUGACGAGGUUGGGAUACAGUUUGUAAAACGGUGUAUCGAAACCUUGGAAAAUCGUGGUUUAGAAGAUCAAGGCAUUUAUAGAGUGGUCGGUGUUACGUCCAAAGUUACUAAACUUCUUUCAAUGGGGCUUGAUCGACGAAAAACAGAUAAGUCGCUGAAUUUAGAGGACCCUUUGGAGUGGGAAACAAAGACGCUCACAAGUGCUUUAAAAAGUUACCUGAGAAAUUUACCUGAGCCACUUAUGACACACAGAUACCACAAUGGGUUCAUUGCGGCAGUUAAAAACGACUCUAGGCAAAUGCGAGUCAGAGACGUUCACACCCUAAUACAUAGGUUACCCAAAGCAAACUUCGAGGUUUUAAAAUUAUUAAUAAAGCAUCUUACAAACGUGGUGUCGAAAAGCGAAAUUAACCUCAUGACCAUUAGCAAUCUGGGAGUAUGUUUCGGCCCUACACUGUUACGACCCGAAGAAGAGACAGUUGCGUCCAUAAUGGAUCUAAAAUUCUACAACAUCGUCGUGGAAAUCCUCAUUGAGAACUUUGAGAAAAUUUUUAACACGGAACCCGAGCGCGAAGUCGACACGACGUCCUCACAAACCAGCGGUUAUAAUAGCACUUUAAGUUCGGCGAACAAUAUAAGUGACACUUCUGCGACUGGACAUUUAUCACCUGCCGGCCACGUGAGUCCAGUGAACUACAUCAACUCCGAUAAUCAUCCGUCUCAAUUUAUUAAUAACGUUAGAAACUAUAAUCAUGUACGGCACAAUGUCAAUUACAACACUCAGCCUCUCACUUGUACAAUACGAAAGUACUACGAAACACCACCUGGGACCAAUCUAUCUUCAAGUUUGUAUAACGUUCACGAACCUACCAACGGUGGUACCUCAUAUUCAAUGACUCGAAGCGACCACACGUCGCCUGGGACCGGCCAACACUUACCUCAGCAUAGGCUAAUUCAGCGUUACGCGACGGCGGGAGUUUCCUCACAGUCUGAAAGUAAUAUUCCUAAUUUGCGCAGCUUUAGCCCAACUAGUUUUAAACUGUAUGAGCCCAACAGUACGAGUAGUUCAAAUGAGUCGGUCUCGUCACUUACAAGAGAUGGCACCUAUAUUGGAAAUCAUAUAUCGCCCGAGAAGAAUAAACGAUCCAAUAUCGGCUUGCCGUAUCCGAAAAGUUACCGAGCACAAGGCAAUAUGUCUCACGAACAUUUGCGAAGAAAUCUUUAUUCUCCUACAACUGUUUCUAGCGGUAGAUGCAGUCCGACAAGUUCAGGUGUUCGAAGAGUAAGAACACUGUAUGCCUGUUUAGGGGAGAACGACGGCGAACUUUCUUUUGAACCAAAUCAAAUUAUUACAAAUGUGAAAGCAUCUCAAGAACCGGGAUGGUUGGAGGGAACAUUGAACGGUAAAACGGGACUUAUUCCCGAAAACUAUGUGGAAAUGUUGCCUUGACAGAGUGGUGAAGGCAAUUCUUUGACGAAAUUAUCCAGUUCCAUCCGUUAUGGCCUUAGCAAAGCAUUACAACUGCACAAAUCAGUAAUGGAACUUAAAUUGAACGAGACACAGUUAGAAAUGCAUCGUCACAGUUUAGGUAAUGUGACAGAACGUGACCGUUCCGAUUAAUUGUACCUAAUACAAUAAACAUAAAUUUCUAAAUAGGAACACCAGUAUGUGUAUAGAGAAUUUAAUAUAUUUUAUAUUUAUUAAAGUUUUUAAUUUAAAGAAGGAUGAUGUGAUUCAAGAUGUGGACGUGUGUUUUAUGGACAGGCUAGUGUGUGCUCUAAAUGGCUUUAUAUUAAAGGUGUAAUUGUAUAAUAAUAUAUAGGAAUUUACUAGUC